AUGGACAGCAGUAGUAAUAGUAGUAGCGAGGAUGAGUCACAUCAUCGUCGUCGUAAACAAGAUAAUUCAAAUAAUGGAGAGGCAUCACCUGUCAGAGUCAAAGUUGAAAAGGAAGACAUUGCCAACAAUGACUCUGCUGUAGAUCGUAGACCAAAGGAGGAUGAUGAUAGAGAAGAAGGUGAAGAAGAUCAAGAUGAAUACUAUCAUAAAUAUAGAAAGGAAAAAGACAACAAUGAAAAAAUGGCUAUAGACAGAUCAAACAACAACGAAAGAGAUAGAGAUAGAGAUUAUGAUAGAAAAAGAGAAUAUAAUAGAAGAGAUGAUUAUCACAGAGAUAACGAUAGAAGAGAUAGAGAUGAUAGAAGAGAUAGAGACGAUAGAAGAGGAGAUAACAACCAUAGAGAUAGAAGAGACAACUACAGUCAUCGUAGAAGAGAUGACGACCACAACAGAGACAAUAGAGAUAAAAGAGAUAAUAAUGAUAGAGAAAAGAAAAGAUAUAGAGAUAGAUCACCAUCUUCAUCAUCUGAUUCUUCAGAACCUGAAUCAAAGAAUAAUCAACAAAAAAAGAAACAAUAUAGAGAUAGAGAAUAUAAAGAAAAAGAAGAAAGAGUACAAAGAGUUGAAGAAAAGGUACAAGAAGCAUUGGUAAAGGAAAGAAGUGCUGGUGUGUACAUACCACCUUUUAAAUUGGCAAUGAUGCAGAAAAAGGUGGAUGACAAGUCAUCGGUGGAAUACCAACGUUUGGAAUGGGAUGCACUCAAAAAGUCGAUCAAUGGUCUCAUCAACAAGGUGUCGGUAUCCAACAUUAAGAACAUUGCAGUCGAGUUGUUUGGCGAGAAUGUUGUGCGUGGACGUGGAUUGUUGGCACGUUCAUUGAUCCGUGCCCAACAAAUCUCACCGAUGUUUACCAAUGUGUAUGCAGCGUUGGUGGCGAUUAUCAAUACCAAGAUACCCGAUAAUGGAGAGUUGAUUGCCAAACGUUUGAUUGAGGGCUUCAAAAAGGCCUUUCGUAGAAACGACAAGCCCACCUGUAUUGCGUCGGCUCGGUUCUUGGCUCAUUUGACCAAUCAACAGGUGGUGGGUGUGCUCAUCCCACUCGAGGUGAUCACGUUGCUGCUUGAACGUCCCACAGACGACUCGGUCGAGGUAGCUGUCGAGUUCCUCAAGGACUGUGGACAGAUCGUACAAGAAGUGUCGUCGCAAGGAUUCAGCGGUAUCUAUGACCGUUUGCGUGCUAUUCUUCAUGAAGGAGAGAUUGACAAGCGUGUGCAGUACAUGAUCGAGGAGUUGUUCAAGGUGAUCCGAACCGGAUUCAAAGAUCAUCCUGCGAUCGUCGCCGAUCUCGACGUGGUCGACAUUGACGACCAAAUCACGCACGAGUAUCUCACACUCGAAGAAACCUACAAUACCGAAGAAGACACUAAUUUCUUUAAAGAGGAUAAAGAUUUUCUUGAACAUCAACAACAAUAUUUGGAAAUUAAACGUAGUAUUCUUGGUGAUGAAAGUGAAGAGGAAGAAAGUAGCGGAGAAAGUGAUGACGACCAAGAAGAUGGAAGUGAUCAAGAAAUGGCAUACAGAGAAGUAUCAACUGAAAGUCAAUCAAAGACUGUUGAAGUACAAGAUAUGACAGAGACCAACCUUAUCACACUCAAGAGAACUAUCUACCUUGUUAUUAUGAGUAGCAAGGACUUUGAAGAAUGCGCUCACAAGAUACUCAAGUUGGUGAUCCCACCAGGCCAAGAGAUAGAGGUUGCUAACAUGAUCAUCCAAUGUUGUGCACAAGAACGUACAUACCUCAACUUUUAUGGCAAUCUUGCACAACGAUUCUGUAAUCUCAAACGAGUGUAUCGCGACAACUUUGAGCAAUGUUUUGUCGAGCAGUAUGCCACUGUGCACAGACUCGAGACCAACAAAUUCAGAAACAUUGCCAAGAUGUAUGCACAUCUUCUUUACACCGAUGCCCUUCCCUGGACCAUCCUCGAAUACAUCCAUCUCAACCCAGACGAGACCAACAGUGCCAGUCGUAUCUUUAUCAAGAUUAUCUUUCAAGAGAUUAGCGAGUUUAUCGGUAUCCAAAAACUCAAUGCUCGUCUCCAAGAUCCAAACCUCCAGUCCUACUUUACCGGCAUCUUCCCAAGAGACAAUCCCAAAAACACUCGUUACUCUAUCAACUUUUUCACUUCCAUUAACUUGGGUGCCGUCACCAAUGAACUUCGUCACUAUCUUGAACAUGCGCCAAAAAUUACAAAACCUCAAUCAAAGGAUAGUAGUAGUGACUCUGAUAGUAGUGAUAGUGACAGUGAUAGUAGUGACUCGGAUAGUAGUGAUAGCGAUAGCAGUAGUAGUAGCAGUAGUUCAGAGGAAGAUAGAAAACCAAGAAGAAGAAAAAACUAA
Molecule: messenger RNA, 2397 nt
Organism: Cavenderia fasciculata
Lineage: Eukaryota; Evosea; Eumycetozoa; Acytosteliales; Cavenderiaceae
Product: initiation factor eIF-4 gamma middle domain-containing protein
Exons: 1
Coding region: 1-2397 (798 amino acids)
Biological process (GO): mRNA splicing, via spliceosome
Cellular component (GO): catalytic step 2 spliceosome
Molecular function (GO): protein binding; RNA binding
Source: RefSeq, a predicted model, not a curated record